Messenger RNA from Candoia aspera, 3789 nucleotides. RefSeq names its product dystrophin related protein 2 (gene DRP2). The record is from RefSeq and is a predicted model, not a curated record. The transcript has 24 exons. Gene Ontology annotation, cellular component: plasma membrane. Gene Ontology annotation, biological process: synaptic signaling. Bases 59 to 2899 code for a protein of 946 amino acids. Gene Ontology annotation, molecular function: zinc ion binding; protein binding. NCBI's taxonomy places the organism in Eukaryota, Metazoa, Chordata, Lepidosauria, Squamata, Candoiidae.
UGUCCUUUCCAGUUUCCAUUGCCCAACCCAGUGUUGGUCCUCAUGAGCAUCUGUUCUAAUGCAGCCAAUGGUCAUGCAGGGAUGCUCGUUCACCCUCCCAAGAUGUCGUGAAUGGCACACCACAGGAGCAUCCCGUCGCAACAGCACCUCCUAUGCUCAGUCUCAGGUUAAAACAGCCCGCGAUGGCACUGUACCAGCCAGUGUGAACAAGAAACCUCCAAACGGUGCUGUUGGGCCCCAGAUGCCUCUGGAAAUGAAUCUCUGCUGGAACGAGAUUAAGAAGAAAUCACACAGCCUUCGGGCUCGUCUAGAGGCCUUCUCGGAUCACAGCAGCAAGCUGCAGAUUCCCUUGCAGGAGAUCAUUGACUGGCUUAGCCAAAAAGAUGAGGAUAUUUCUGCCCAGCUACCACUCCGUGGGGAUGUCCUCCUGGUACAGCAGGAGAAAGAGAGGCAUACGGCAUUCAUGGAAGAAGUGAAGUCUCGGGGGCCAUACAUUUAUUCUGUUUUGGAAUCAGCUCAAGCUUUCCUUACUCAGCACCCAUUUGAAGAAGUGGAAGAUGUAAAUCUCGACAGCAAAGAUGUCUCCCCACGACACCGGAUUCAGAAUAUCAGCCGUUUUGUAUGGAAGCAGGCAACGGUGGCCAGCGAACUGUGGGAGAAGUUGACUGCCCGCUGCGUCGACCAGCACCGUCACAUUGAGAGGACCCUAGAGCAGCUGCUGGAGAUCAAAGGGACCAUGGAGGAGCUCAGCACUACCCUCAACCAAGCUGAGAGUGUGCAAGAGACAUGGGAGCCCAUUGGAGAUCUCUUCAUUGAUUCUUUGCCAGAGCAUAUCCAGGCCACCAAGUCGUUCCAAGAGGAGCUGUCCCCCAUGAAAGAUGGAGUGAAACUUGUGAAUGACCUUGCACAUCAGCUGGCUAUCUCAGAUGUUCACCUGUCCAUGGAGAACUCUCGUGCCCUGGAACAGAUCAACACACGCUGGAAACAACUACAGGUCUCUGUCAACGACCGGCUGAAGCACCUUCAAGAUGCCCACCGGGACUUUGGGCCAGGAUCGCAACACUUCCUCUCGACCUCAGUCCAGGUCCCUUGGGAACGAGCCAUUUCUCCCAAUAAAGUCCCUUACUACAUCAACCACCAAGCCCAGACAACGUGUUGGGACCAUCCAAAGAUGACUGAAUUAUACCAAACACUGGCUGACUUGAACAACAUCAAGUAUUCUGCUUACCGUACAGCCAUGAAGCUACGCCGUGUGCAGAAGGCUUUGCGAUUGGACAUGGUGACGCUGUCGACAGCCUUGGAGGUGUUCACUGAGCAUGAGCUGCAGCCGAGUGACCAUGUGAUGGAUGUGGUUGAAGUGAUCCACUGCUUAACCUCUCUGUAUGAGCGGCUUGAGGAAGAAAGAGGCAUCCUAGUCAAUGUCCCACUUUGUGUCGACAUGAGCCUGAAUUGGCUGCUCAACGUUUUUGACAGUGGGCGCAGCGGGAAGAUGCGGGCACUCUCCUUCAAGACGGGCAUUGCGUGUCUCUGCAGCACAGACGUGAAAGAGAAAUUCCAGUACCUCUUUAGCCAGGUGGCCAGCUCCAGCGGGCUCUGCGACCAGAGGCACCUCGGCGUCUUGCUCCACGAAGCCAUCCAGGUUCCGCGACAGCUGGGGGAAGUGGCAGCCUUUGGUGGGAGCAACGUGGAGCCCAGCGUGCGCAGCUGUUUUCGCUUUGGAAAUGGCAAACCAGCCAUCGAGGCUGCUCAGUUCCUGGAAUGGGCAAACUUAGAGCCACAGUCAAUGGUGUGGCUGGCGGUCCUUCACCGGGUGGCCAUUGCUGAGCAAGUAAAACACCAGACUAAGUGCUCCAUCUGCCGGCAAUGUCCAAUCAAAGGUUUCAGAUACCGUAGCCUCAAGCAGUUCAACGUGGACAUCUGCCAGACCUGCUUCUUGACAGGACGAGCUAGCAAAGGCAACAAGCUGCAUUAUCCCAUUAUGGAAUACUAUACAAUGACCACUUCUAGUGAGAACAUGCGGGACUUUGCUACCACCUUGAAAAACAAGUUCCGCUCAAAGCAGUAUUUCAACAAGCAUCCCCAGAGAGGAUACCUGCCAGUCCAAUCAGUGCUGGAGGCAGACGUCAUGGAAACGCCAGCCUCUUCUCCGAUGUUACCACAUGCUGACACCCAUUCUCGGAUUGAGCAUUUUGCUAGCAGGCUUGCAGAGAUGGAAAGCCAGACUUCUUCUUUUUACAAUGACAACCUUUCUCCGGAUGAUAGCUUGGAUGAAGAUCAAUAUCUUUUGCGCCAUUCCAGCCCUGUCACAGACCAAGAACCUAUCUCCAGUCAACAGGCCCAGAAUGGCACCAGGACAGAUGAUAAAGGAGAACUGGAAAGAAUUUUGGCUCACCUGGAGGAUGAAAACAGGAUCCUUCAGGGAGAGCUGAGACGUCUGAAGUGGAAACAUGAAGAGGCAGCCGAAUCAGCAGAAGGCGCUCCAGAAACAGCACAGGAUCCACACAGUGAAGAGCUGCUGGCAGAAGCCCGCAUUCUUCGACAGCACAAGAGCCGCCUAGAGACCCGGAUGCAAAUCCUGGAGGACCACAACAAGCAAUUAGAAUCUCAGCUGCAACGCUUGAGGGAGCUGCUUCUUCAGCCACCAGCAAACUCCAGAGAAGAAAGCUCUGCCACUUCCACUGUGGCUUCCUCUCCCCAACCAUCGGAAGGGAGUCAGCCUAGGGAAAAAGAUGCAAAUACUCCGAACACAGAAAGGGCAGAUGAAGUAGAGGCAAAUUCACAGGAUGUCAGCCUGUGUCUAGAAGAUAUCAUGGAGAAGUUGCGGAACGCUUUUCCCAAUUCUGGAGGACAAAGAUCUAAACCCUUGGCCUUGUUGAAGAAGUCUUUCAAGUUCUCCUAGAGACUUAGAAUUGGCAGCUGCUGGUCCAACUUCCCUAAUCUAACACCUCCUGAAGGCAAGAGGCUUUGUCUAACCAGUUUUUGGCAAUUGCUAUUCUCUUUCCUCCUCACCUCUGUCUUUCCCUCACAUGGUGGGCUUCACCCGCAUCCUCAAGGAGAGUUAAUCAGAAUCUGUGCAAGCUUUGACUCCCUGGAGACUACUGCUUAGUAACUCCAGAGUGCUUGCCGGAAGAGUGAUCCAGGAGUGGCCAGAGUCCAGACGAAGUCAAAGCCUGGUGCCAGGAGAGACCCAGGCUCAAGGAACUCUGAAAGGGCACACUGAAGGUGAGGGGACAACCUUUCGCAGCAAAACACAAAUGAACGCCAGUGGUGUUUUCUCCUCUACAGUCUGUGAAUUGUUGCCUUUUGUGAGGUCAGUUUGGAGUUGAGGUCACCUACUGAGGAUUUGGCCCAAGCCAGUGGUCAAGCAGUGGUUUAAGAUGGCAGAGACUGGAGUUAGUUUCAUAAGAACUGAUUGACAGGUAGAUAUGAGAAAACAAGGAUUUAAGAACAUGAGAAGAAAAUUACAUUUAGAGUUUAGUAUAUUGUGAAAUGAACUUGCAAAUGAUUGGGUAUUUGCAUAUCUAACAUGCUCAGUGGGAAGUGAUGGAACAAAUCGGAAGAAAUUUCACAGAAAUAGAAGAGAGAAAACAGAUUUUGGAAACACAUCCUUUUAGCAGCAGCAGCAGCCUUAUGAGUGAUAAGCUUUAUAACAAAAAGCCUUAUAAUUUUAUUUGUGUGUGUACUGUAUUCACAAGUGCACACACACACACACAUACAUAAAUACAAUGUUAUCUAUAUUGUAUUUAAGUGUUGUUAUGGACUCCAUAAUGCAUUAAAUUCUAAUUCCUG